CACGAGCCUUUGUUUGUCGGCUUGGUGAGGCAGUGGUGUGUCUGCUACGUGUUAGAGCCUGCCGCUCUUCUAUUGGCUGACGGUUCCUCACCAGACUCGAUUGUCUUUAAUGGGAAGCUUCUUGUGCUGCGGAGUUGGUAUGUGUGGCAGGAAAACCAGGGUUUCCACGCUGUGGAUUGGUCUUAUAAAUUGGCAGCCUUUGCAGUCUGCAUUGGUUUCUCUGCGGGCAUCUAUUUAGCUACAAAGACCUGAAGAGAAGCUGAUCGAUACAGUAUACAGUAUCUUUUUACGGUAUAUCAUAGAAUCCUAACAUUUAUUAUCAAGCAAAUGCCAGAAUUUGGACACUGCUGGAGCUGUUCUUGCACUUGUAGAAGACCAAAAUCUACUUUAAGUGCAGUUGGGCUUGUCAGAAGAGCCGGACAAACCAUGUCCUUACUAGCUUCUUUUGUAAUUACUGUUUAUGACUCUCUUGCCAACAUUCAUACCUUGAACCUGAUUAGAAGAGGUUUGGUCCUCUUUUUAGUGGGUGUCUUUCUUGCUUUAGUGCUGAACCUAUUGCAGAUACAGAGACAUGUGACUCUCUUUCCUGAAGAAGUUAUGGCAACUAUCUUUUCAUCUGCAUGGUGGGUACCACCUUGUUGUGGCACAGCAGCUGCUGUUGUUGGACUUUUGUAUCCCUGCAUUGAUAGUCACCUUGGCGAACCACAUAAAUUUAAGAGGGAAUGGGCAAGUGUCAUGCGUUGUAUCGCAGUUUUUGUUGGAAUCAACCAUGCCAGUGCUAAACUGGAUUUUGCCAACAAUGUCCAGUUAUCUCUUACCUUGGCAGCACUUUCCUUGGGUCUUUGGUGGACAUUUGAUCGUUCUAGAAGUGGAUUUGGUCUUGGAAUUACAAUAGCUUUUCUGGCUACACUGAUUACUCAGCUUCUGGUAUAUAAUGGUGUUUACCAGUAUACAUCACCAGAUUUUCUAUAUAUACGAUCUUGGCUCCCUUGUAUAUUCUUUUCUGGAGGCGUAACAGUUGGAAAUAUAGGACGACAACUAGCUCUGGGUAUCCCUGAUAAACCACACAGUGACUAAGCAGCUUCUGGUGAGAAGCAGUACUGUACCAAGAUGAAGAAUGGCUGCGAAGGCAAAACUCUUAUGUGAGGUCGAUGUACACAGCAUUCUGAAACAUCAUUUUGCCAGCUUACCACCUUCUUUAACAGAUAACUGUUUGUCUUCGUUGUUACCCUCAGCUGGAUAGGGUAGAUAGAGGACAGCACAUAUGCCAAUAUUUGUCAGUCACUACACACAUGCCAGUAUUUGUCAGUCUGAUGAUAUGCCUGUAAGCACAGACGAAAGCAUAUUUUGGAGGGACAAAACUUUGUUUUGACUUCAGCAGUCAGCACUCUAUAAAGUACCUGGGAACACCCACUGUGAGCUAGGUGAAACCUGGGAACACCCACUGUGAGCUAGGUGAAUGAAACUGCUGACUUCCAGCCUCCGCUGAAGAGCAUUUGUGAAAAUAAUGUGGUCUUGGAAGAUUCAGAUGGUGCUAACUUCAUAUCAUUUUCAUGUCUGCUGAAACGGGAGCAAAAGUGUGGAGGAACAAUACUGGCUUAGUUGAAAGAACACGUAAGAAAGCACCAGUGCACAUACGGUAGCCAAAGGGACUAGAGUAUUGGCUAAUAAAAUGGAAACGGCCAAAAGCAGAAAUGUCAUUUAAAAAGCCAGGCUUCUGUAGCCGCAAUUCUGUAAACAGCGCCUGUUGUUGUUUUUGUAAAGUUAUAUUGCCCAGAAGCCCGGUAAAUAUUGCACAUGUUAAGAUGUAUAUCUAGUCAGUAAUCUGGGCUUCGGGAUAUGAUAAAACAAUAAUAGUUAAAAGCAACAUGAAUAGUACUAUAGUUUUUCAUUUAAGGAACAUGGGGAACACUGCUUUAAUGGGCAAGGCAGACUGGACAACUGGAUUAUUCCCAAACUAUUAACCAGUAGAGUACAGAGUGAGAUUCAUGCAAGUUUGAAUAAGGUCUUUUGAGAAGGAACAGGCAGUUUCUUCGAAAGUGAAGUGGCCCUUAAUUCUAAUCCAUCAAUUUAUUUUUUAUCUUUGCUGUUUUAAUUCUGCUAAAAUUGUUAGAAGCCCCCGUUUCCAGUCUUUCAGUUUAUAGAGGAGUUGCACUUUAAGCUGUUUUCCUCCAAUCUGACAUUGCAGAUGUUGUGAGCAUGAUCUGCAGGAAUGCAUUUGUGAAGGAGUCCUGUCCUUUUCACUUACCUUGGUUCUUGGAAGUGCUCCUUGUGCCUUCACACUCUGUCUGUUGUUCUGAAUUAUUUAUUACAUUUAGAGAUGUGAUUUGCUUAUUUUGUGGUUUAGUGAUUUGUUGCUGGAGAUAUUCUUGUCAUAAGUUGUCUCUGAUUUAGGGUAUGAGUUUGUACAAGACAAAAUGCUGGUAUUUAUUACAAAUGUUAUGAAAAAAGAUAACCUGUCAGGUGCAUGCUUAGGUACUUCCAGCAUUGACUGUCUCUUGGAAUAUGUGUUUAAGUGGCUUGCAGUGGCAUCUGUACUGUGGUUCUUAAUUGGCUGUGAGAUCUUGAAGUUGAGUAGUGAUUGCUUUUUGACUUCAUUGUCAUAGUCUUUGUAAACUCUGCCUACCCUUUAGUAAUUACUCCAUUUAUGUUUUUCAUUUUUCUUUAUUGAGUCCAGAACCUGUUUCUAUGAUUUUCAUUUAUGUUCAGUUAGUCAAGAUGAUUAUUUCACUUAUAAUCCCCUUGUUUAUAUUGCUCUUUUAAUACCCACGUUGUUCUCAUCUUUUCUCUUAGGCAGAUGGUUCUUUUAAUGUCUUUGUUCAAUAUUUUACUGCCCAGGGAGACCUUUGACUGUGUAUGGGCCAUAACUCAUUAUUGUCAGGAACUAAGUGGCUGAAAUCAGGGUACAGGUGUGGGUGUCUGCUUUUGGUCUCCUUUGUUCUCCUCUAAGCAGUGUAGUCAGAAAAUUUAUGUGCGAGAUAUGCAGAUUUCUUAAACUGCAGUACAACAGAGAUUCGUUUAUUCUUAUCUGGAGACUUCUUUACUUGCAUGGCUGGUUAUUCUACAUAAAAUUAAAUGCAGUACCAGAGAUAUGAAGGUCCAGAAGAGAAUACUGUUUGGGGGUUGUAUAACAAUGAGUGAAAAUUGAAGAAAAUAGCCAUCUGUAUGGAUGGAUGGCAGUCACUUGAUAAGUCCAAUCAAAGGUAGUCACUUUCUUUAUAAAACUGUAAAAUGUCUAUUAGUUAAUAUUCAUAACUGUAUGCUUAAAUCUUGCCAGUUUAUUCCUUCAUGAAAGCAGAACAUACAGUUUACCAGAAUGCAUUUCUUUUUCUUUUGAAGGCCGCUUCAUUAAGCACUCUUUAUCCCAUUUCCUUAAGUAGCAUUUAGGCUGUUCAUAAGGAGAAUGUGUGAUGUUACUGAACGUAUCUUCAUGUCAGGCAUAUCCAUGACUACCCAAGCUUUUCUUUACAUUUUUGUUGUGUGGUUUUACUUUGUGGUAGUACGAAACCAACUAUGGAAGAAAAUGGGUCAGUCUAGCAUAUGAGUAGUGCCCGAAUGGCUUGAAAUUGUUCUGCAUGUCAGAAGGCUGUUUUUAGCAAAACAGACCUUUCACUGCUGGUCAGUCUUGUAACUUUGAUCAGGUGAAGCUGGAACAGUAGUUUUACUCCUGGCCUAAGGCCAUCAUUGCAGAUCUUGUAAUGUUUUUUAGGAUUUCAGAGCAGUUUGAUUUGUUGUAGUACUUUUGUCAGCCAUGGGCAUUAGAAUUGUAGGUCAUAAUGACUUCCACUGAGACCAGAAUAGUAUACAAGUUGUGUACAGAGGUUUCAUAAAAAGUACUGUUUCAUGUUUCAGAUUUGCUGUUGUCAUACACUCCAACGGAUUAUAUCUGUAAUUUUGUCAUGGGUACUGCCUGAAAGGUACUGAAUUAAUUGAUGGAACUCCUGUCCCGUGAAUUUUCAUUGUGUUGCUUUUAUGUUUGUUCGGUUUUUGUGCUUUUGAUGAGUAUACUAUGUAGUAGUACUUGGCUGUUUGUUUCUAGAACUGGAUUCUUGCUGUAAUUUUACUUCAGGAGCAGAAUGUAUGUCCCUCCCUUCAGCAGACGCAUGCAAUGCAAGUACCUUGUCAGAUUUUAUUUGAUACCCACGAGAGCCAUGGGAAAGUAAUGGGGAAAUCCUGUUGUGUAGUUUCUCUCAGGGUAAUGUCAGAUUAGGUAAUACACAUUCCUUUUGGUAAUUUCUAGAUAUAAUUGAAAUGAUAUAACCUUCAAAAACAUCCAACACUGCUGACAUGAAUCCCAAAAGUUUGGCUAGUAAUCCUAUUAAACUUUUCCUGCACUUGUGAAUUUACUUACAAGAAUAGGGCCAAUUGCCAGGUAGCGGCGUUCUUUUCAGAGCACUGGCUAUUCAUUGCUGUCCUCAUUUACUUAUUUUUCUCUGUGUCUCAUUCUUUCCACUGUUUGUUUUUUUUUCCAUAUGUGUAUGGAAAAUGGCAAUUUUUAGACAAUAUUUACGUUAAAUAUUUCUAAAACAUCAGAAUGGUGGACAAAAGAAAGUUUAGCAGUUGGGUUAUAUGUUUUGAAGUUCUUUUCCUUCAUUUGCCGACUGUAUUCUGCCUGUUCUUUGAGACUUUUCCCGUUAUUUAAAUUUAAGCAGUGGAGCAGUUUCCUUUGAAAAUGUGAAGGCUUCUCUACCCAUGCUUCUGCCUCAGGUGAGGUAUUCUUGCAUCAUGUCAGGACACAUUGGAGUCUUCUUGCAAAAACUAUGCAUUUUAAUACAUUAAUGUAGCCAAUUUUAUAUACAGGAAAAUAAUGGUUUGUUUUAUGGAGUGCACACUUUUUUUUCAAAGAACAAAGCCAAAUGUCACUUAGCGUAUCAAGUGUAGAUUGUUGGCUGUCCUUUUAAGCAAUAGCGGUACUGAAGGAAUGGCAGCUUAAUUACAGUGAAUAUUGUAAUCCGUAGGAUUUCCAUUUAUUAUUGAUCCUUUUGUAGGGUCCUCUCAUCCAAAAAGCUUUUGCUUGAAUCUAAGUGGUUUAGUGUGGCUUGCCCAUAUUUGUCAUUCUUAGCCAUGUUAAAUUAGGAUGUAAGCAGUUUUUUCCCCAGCCUUGUACUACUUGCAGUCUGUGAUUGCCUUUGGGAAAAAAAAGUGAAUUUGUCACUGCAUUUACGUUUUUGUAUCUGUAAAUAUAUAAAUUGUGCAAAUAUG
This is a messenger RNA of Protopterus annectens (West African lungfish), 5202 nucleotides long. It is a transcript of the gene INSIG1, whose product is annotated as insulin induced gene 1. The coding region runs from base 328 to 1077 and encodes 249 amino acids. Gene Ontology annotation, cellular component: endoplasmic reticulum; SREBP-SCAP-Insig complex. The transcript has 6 exons. Gene Ontology annotation, biological process: cellular response to insulin stimulus; SREBP signaling pathway; SREBP-SCAP complex retention in endoplasmic reticulum. The record is from RefSeq and is a predicted model, not a curated record. Lineage: Eukaryota; Metazoa; Chordata; Ceratodontiformes; Protopteridae.